Hippoglossus stenolepis (Pacific halibut) is the source of this 4539-nucleotide messenger RNA. It is a transcript of the gene mvb12ba, whose product is annotated as multivesicular body subunit 12Ba. Gene Ontology annotation, cellular component: ESCRT I complex; late endosome. The transcript has 10 exons. Gene Ontology annotation, biological process: viral budding; regulation of epidermal growth factor receptor signaling pathway; virus maturation. Lineage: Eukaryota; Metazoa; Chordata; Actinopteri; Pleuronectiformes; Pleuronectidae. The coding region runs from base 293 to 1180 and encodes 295 amino acids. The record is from RefSeq and is a predicted model, not a curated record.
GCCGCUGCUGCCACGAUUUAGGCUUGUCCUUACUGCAAUUUGUGGUAGCCCCCACUGUCGGUUCGCUGAUCACACCCCCACUCCCGUUCCUGAACCCUCUGAAAGCACUAGCUGAAGGACCACUAUGCAAACAUCAUCUUGUGCUGUGGAGUGCUUUGGUGAUUACUGUUAUUUCGUAGAAAUGCGAACCUCCCUGACGCUGUGAAAAGGAGUUAGAGAGGUUAACACAUCAGAAACAAACAGACGAAGACCGUUUGGAUCCAACUGUUAUCACCGCUGGAAAUCUACAAAGAUGCCUGAGGUUCGGGAUCUUUCUGAAGCUUUGCCAGAGAUGCCAAUGGAUCCAAUUACAGGGGUCGGCGUAGUGGCCUCCAGGAACAGGGCACCCACUGGAUAUGAUGUGGUCUCAACAACAACAGAUGGCCUGGAUGCUGACCUAUGGAAAGAUGGCCUGUUUAAAUCCAAGGUGACCCGUUACCUCUGUUUUACCAGGGUCUUCUCUAAAGAAAAUAGCCAUUUAGGCAACGUUCUUGUGGACAUGAAGCUUAUAGAUAUAAAGGACACUCUGCCUGUGGGUUUCAUCCCGAUCCAGGAGACAGUUGACACUCAGGAACAGGCUUUCAGGAAGAGGCGUCUCUGCAUCAAGUUUAUUCCGCGGGACUCCACAGAGGCAGCCAUUUGUGACAUCCGAAUCCUGGGACGCUCCAAACAGGCCCCCCCUCAGUAUACCUUUAUAGGAGAGCUCAACAACAUGGGAAUCUGGUAUCGCAUGGGGAACGUACCUCGGACCCAGGAUUCAACGCAUACACCAACCACCAACAAUAUCCAGAAUGUGAAUUCCUCCUCCAGCUCAGCCCCAGUCCCAGCAGCUCCUAUGCCCAAGCAUAUUUCCAUGACCCUACCGGCUAGCUUCAGAGGGAAGAACACGACCAGACCAGAUUAUGAGCACCAGAACUCUAGCCUGUAUGCUAUCUCAGCAAUGGAUGGAGUGCCUUUCAUGAUAUCUGAGAAGUUUGCCUGUGCCUCGUCUGAUCUGCAGCAGGUGGAUCUGAUGAACAUCACGAUUAAGUCCCUGACUGAGAUCGAGAAAGAGUAUGAUUACAGUUUCCGCACAGAGCACAGCGCAGCAGCUCGCCUCCCUCCCAGUCCAACAAGGACCUCUCUGAGCUCUGAGGCCUGAGACCCCACUAACACUCUCCCCUCCCGAUGACAGCAAGUGAGACCUGUACACAACUACUGACCUACCUACAGGAAACCGUGACAUCCCACCUGUCCAAAACAACUGUACUGAGAAGACAGAAAGAAGAAAAAAAAGAUGAUUUCUGGGACGUGUUUUUUCUGUAUUAGUUGUGCUUGGAAAUGAAAAGGAAACUGAAAACACAAAGAGACGAGGAGAACAUUGAGGGGCUCUGGAGGUGUGCCUGAGACAACUAUAUACAACAUUGAUGAGAUGGAUUUUAAAAUGGCCCAUUGGACGUUUUUGCAGAAGGAUAUUGAAAUUGAGAAUCUUAAAUGAUUUUAAAAUACAUUUUUUCUAAAAAGAAUGGUGAAUUGUGGGUCCCAUGUAAUACAAAUAACCACAGCCCUCUUGAAGAUCCAAGGAUACUUUGCCAUGAUGGAUGGCACCUGUCUGGCCUUUACUGUCCCAAAUGGACUGAUUCUCAAAGCAGAUGGCAUGUUAGCCUUCCUUAGUCAAGAGUGACCUGCUGCAUUCAGGAGGGUGACUCAUCCCAGCUCAUCUGUUGGAAAUAUAAAAGGAAUCUUUGUGGGAUUUUUUCAUGCUUGUACUGAUCUUCUUUGUAGGUAAUGAUCUCCUUGUUCUAUAGAUGUUUCUGUGAUAUACUUGUGUAACUGUGAGUGCACUUUGUGUUUGGAAAUUUCAGUGUGCUUCCUGUUUCCACAGAUACUAUGUAAACCACUCCUUUUCAGUCUCUACAUGAGCCGGCAACGUUGGCUGGAUAUAGAACCACUGUUAGUGUUUAAAAGUUAGAAACCAGGACACAGGUUACACUGCACUGUUAGUAGGAUUCUGUGAACCAUAUUUAAUGUAUUGUCUACUGUUGUUGCUGAAAAUGUUUCCAUAUCAGUGAUAAUUCAAUACCUAAGAUUUUUGCAGGUGACAAAACAAUACUUUUUACCCAAUACCUUACUUUGAAUUCAUAUGAUUGUUUUAACAUUUGAACGUUCUGUUUUAGCUUUAACACCCUCCUUAAAAUGUUCACACAAUGUCCUUCCCACAGUCAUCUAUGGACAAUUUGUAUACCAGCAGAAGGACUGUGACCCAGCUAAAGUUGGUCACUCUCUUAAUCUCUUUUCAAACUAAGUAGGGUUCUUUGAAUUCUGGAUUAAUCAGUCUAAUUGAUGUUUCAAUAGCUUAUUCAACUAUAAGUAUCAUGAAAGGUUUCUGUCAUCGCCCUCUCAAAGAUUGAAAUGUGUCCCAAGGGUUUACUGUUAAUCUUGAGUGUCUACAACAUACCUGGAUAUCAGAAGUAGAAACCGUCAUGUUCAAAGCAGUGUUGAAUGAUUGAAUGAUUUGCGGACAUACAAAAAUCCCACUAUAAUCACCUUGAACUAAUAGUAAAUCCCACGUUGGAUAAAUGGUCUGUAUUUAUAUAGUGCUUUACUAGUCUUGAUGACCACUCAAAGUGAUUACAGUUUUGCCAUCCACCCAUUCACAAGCAUUCAUACAGUGCUUCUAUGUGCAGCACUUUCUCUAUCACACAUCAUUAACUGACUGCUGGCACAGCCAUCAGGGGCACUUUUGGGGUUCAGUAUCUUGCCCAAGGACACUUUGACAUGUGGAAUGGGGGAGAAGGGGAUCGAACGGCCAACCUUCUGGUCAGAGGACAAUCCUUCACAGCCGUGAAUAAGAUUUUCUUUUAAUUGCCAUCCUUUUCUUUACCAAACAACGUGAUCACAUUUGGUUCUUGACAGUUACUGAUGGACUGUGCCUUGGACACAAUUCAGUCAGUAACAAAGUAUUAAGGUCCGAAAGUUCUGUUAACCAUAUAUAUACAUUCCUCCCCGUUUUUCAUUACUUUUUAAGAACAAUGUUAAAAGGCAACAUUUUGCAGUGUGGAUUUUACAACUGGUAGUCGACUCAUCACAUCAUACGUGAUCAAGCAAAAGUGCUGUUCUUAUUCGAUUGAACUGGUUAGAUAAGAAAAAUGUGGUAGAUCUUUGAUUCAGUUUGUUCGAAACCUUUGUAAACUUCCUUGUGAUCUGAAUAAGCAAGAAUUAUUUUAGAAAUGUACAUUUUUUUUAACCCAUUUGACAUGUGAAGACCACUACCCACUCAGGACCACCAGAAUUUAUUUCAAAUGAGACUGACGGGACAAGUGCUAGCUCUGAGUGAGCACUGAACCAGACUUCAUUCUCACUUGUUCACAGUCAGUGUUAUCCCACAACACAAGCACUGUAUAAUAGUAUUGGUGGAUCACAAGCUUCAUUUAUAAGUCUCUUCAACCUGCAGCUUUUUUUAUAAGUUCAUCAUUUUAGUUUAAGGAGUCUAUUUUCACAUCUGUCCUCUCUGCUUCUCCUGGUGCUUCUGGUGACUGAGAAUAUAGACUAUUUCUAUUAAGAAGUUGCACAAGACAUUGUUUCUCAAAAGUAUUCUUGAAUUUAACCCCCAGUUGUUUUAAAUAGCUUUUAAGCUAUAGUCAGUGAAUCUAAACAUCACUUUAACACUCCAGAUGUUUCAAUGUAAGACCUGUCAGUUGCUGAAUCAUUAUUUGGCAGGCUUUUAAUUUGUUCAAAAACACAAUCUGUGAUGAGCUAAAGCUGACUGUUACAUAUCCGCAUAAAAGUCCAUCUUGACCUUAAGUACUAUUGAUAAAAAAUCUCAAAAUCUAGUCAUGUAUUUAUUCAGGUAUUAAUCUUAAAUUCACUUCAUGUCUGUGUUUUUAGUGGCACUUUUUCUUUAUGGUUAUACAGUAUUGUACAAAGCAGCACCAAUGACUGGUGUUUUAUUUUUUAUUUUUUCUUUGUUCACUCCAUUUGUUACAUAAGACAGAUGUUUACAAGAACAUACCAUUUUCCUUUUUUGCCACAAGUGUCUCUGCAAUAUUAUCCAUUCAUAAAAACAUGGAUUAGGUCCUUUAUAUUUUUGUUUGAUUAAUGUAUUAGUCAUUUCAGUGUCGUGACAAUGUUUUCAGAAUUGUAACCAAUGCGAUAGGCAGUUCUGACAUGUUUGGAGGAAAAAAACACACAGUUCAUACCUACGUAACAUUCUCUGUAUAUGAGCUGGCUGCUCUGUGAUAAGCUACACAUGUCAUUUGUCAGCUGUGGUGUUAACUUCCAGUCAAUUCUGCAGAAACAUUUAAUAUCAAACUAAUAUGAUGUCUGCAUUGACAGCAAAUCACAAUUCUCUUUUGAUUAUGUCUGUUAGUUUGCAUGCAUGAAGUUUCAGUGACAGUUAUUUUUGUAAAAGUUUUAAGUUAGAUUUUUGCCUCAAAUAGAUUUUAUUCACUAUAGAAUGAACAAAACCGCAUCAGAUGCCUUUGUAUUAUAAGGAAGUUUUAUUAAACUGUGACAAACGUG